GGUGCCGGCGGCCGGUGCCGGCGCGCUGGAGCCGAGCGCGGACGCCCCGAUGCCCCCGAAGCUGCGGCGGCUCCGAGCCGUGCUGCUGCGGCUGCAGCGCGAGCGGGAGCGGCUCCUGCACGCCCGGGACUGCGCCCGCCAGCUCCAGGCGGCCGUGCGCCUCGUCCUGCAGAGCCCGAGCCCCGGCGCGCCGUCCCCCGCGCCCGCCCGCGACCCGCUGGCGCUGCCCUCCCGGGGGCCCGGCCCGGCGCCGCUGCUGCUGGCGCGCCCCGUCGGCCUCGCGGCGCGGCACCUGGAGGCCGCCCUGGAGACCCAGCUCCGGGCGCUGGGCCGGGAGCCCGCCGGGCCCCGCCUGUCGUCCCGCCUCGCCGACGCGCUGGGCGUCCUGCCCGCCUUCCAGCAGCUGCAGGGCCGAACGUCGGGCUGCGUCCCCGGGGCCGCGCGCCCUUUCCCCCCGGCCCGGGUGCUGCGCCUCCUGACGGCCGAGCGGGGCUGCCUGCUGGCCAGCCGGCUGGACCCGGCGCUCCGGACGUCGGGUCUGCGGGACCAGCUCCGGAAAGCGUGCCAGGAGGAGCGGGAGCUGCUGCCGGGGCUGCUGGGCCUGCUGGGGGGCGUGGCGGGCUCGGCCCCCCGCGGCCCGGGGCUGGGCGGGGCGGGUGCCCUCUGGAGCCAGUACUGGGCCCUGCUGUGGGCCGCCUGUGCUCAGAGCCUGUCCCUAAACCUGGGACCCUGGAGGGACCCCAGGGCAGCGACACAGCAGCUGGAUCCGGCGCCGGGGCAGGCACCCCUGCCCGCCGAGUGCGAGAAGGAGCUGGUCUCCCUGGGCCGCAGCCUGUGGCGACAGUCUCUGAUCUGGAACUGGGACCGAGGCUUCUGCCGCGCGCUCGGCUGCUCCCGCGAUGACAGAGCCCUCGCCUCGUCGUCCCACACGUCUGGGCUCUGGCAGCAGCUCUUUUCCCCUCUCUUGGAUGCCCUCCGAGAAGAUGCGACAGGGCUGCCCCUCAGCGCGCCUCCAGCUCCUGCACCCCUUGCCCUGGGGCUGUGCACCCUGCAGGCCACCUUGCUUUGGUUUGGGGGCCGAGCUCAGCAGCAUCUGGCAGCCUGGGCCCCCACUUCCUUCCUGCUUCUGACCCAGAAGGACUUGCCACCUCUGUUGCAGGAGGCAGAAGGCCUGCACCGCCUGGUCUCUGAGGAGAGCUGGGUCCAGGAGCUGGAGUGGCAGCUGGGGCAACUGGCUGCACAGGUCCAGAGACUGGCCACGCACAUCCAGCUAAUGCCUGAAGAGUCUCUCAGUCUGUUUUUUCGGGAGUGUCAGAGGCAAGCUGCACAGGGCUUUGAAAUGUACAUGCCUCGGGGUCGGUACUGGAGGCAUCGGCUCCUGCCAGAACUGCCCAGCAUCCCUAGUGAGUAUGCUGGGCUGGUGGUCCGCACUGUCCUGGAGCCUGUGUUGCAAGGACUGCAGGAAUUGCCAACGCAAGCCCAGGCCCCCACCCUUGGCCAGGCGCUGACUGCCAUCUUGGGUGCCUGGCUCGAUCACAUCCUCACCCAUGAGAUCCGGUUCAGCCUGCAGGGGGCACUGCAGCUCAGACAGGACUUCGGAGUAGUCCGGGAGUUGCUGGAGGAGGAGCGCUGGGGCCUGUCUCCUGAAGUUCGCCAGACGUUGCUCAUGCUGGGCAUCUUCCAGAGGCUGGAUGGGGCCCUGCUGUGCCUGUUGCAGCAGCCACUGCCCAAGGGUCGCAUGCGCAGAAGGCCGUCCUGUUGCUGUGCGUGCAAUGAAGUCCAGACCAUGGAACUGCCCAGCAGUAACCUCAACAGCCUGGAGAACUUGGAGCCCCCUCCUCAGCCCGGAGUGAUCCCGACCCAAACAGCUCAGCUGCUAGGCACACUGUGGGGUGGGGGACAGAGCCCCGAGGCUUACCUAGUGGGGAACCAGGAGGCUUGGCUGGCCCUGAGGCAGAACCAGCGCCCACAAUGGCACUUGCCUUUUCUUUUCUGCCUGGGGAUCAGUCCUGAAACUUAAGGAGCCAGAUCAGGAAUGCCAGCAUACAAGCUCCCAUCUCUGGCUGAGAAAGCGUAGGCAUUUGGGAAAGAGUAUUUUAAAGGUCUCCGUUUAGGACCUGGGAAGGAAGCAUAUCUGAGCGCCACAAGCUACACAGAGCUCAGAUUUAAAAACUAAGCAUCCUAGAUCACUCCAGAGUGUGGAAUCCAGACUAAAGGGCAAACCUCCAGCCUGGAGUACGGUCAGCAUCCCUGGGACACUCAUGCCUAGUUCCUUGUCUGUGAAGAAAUGUUGGGGCUACAGGCUGGGAGGAGGGUGAGAUUCUGGAAGGGCCACGGCAGGGUUGGAGCCUUUGGAGAAGGAGAACAAAAGCAAUAGAAUGCAGAGCGCCUAGAUGCCACUUCCCCUUAAGUCCCAAGAGCCAGGUAGCAUACUUUCCCCAGGGAAGCACAGAGGUGAAAUAGGCAUUUCUGCAUACAGAUCGUUCCCACGGUCCGUCACCUGCACUCCCUCCAGCACUGUUUCGUGUCACUUAAGAAUACUGCGCUGUAGGACCUGCUUCAGGUUUAAGUUUUGGUGCCUGAAGGCUGAUGAGGUUAAAUCUUCAGUUCCCUGAGCAGGGAGCAUCUUAAGAAGGUGCAGACCCGCAUCCGGCACAGAAGGGGCCUCAUUCU
Messenger RNA from Sorex fumeus (smoky shrew), 2673 nucleotides. It is a transcript of the gene CCDC142, whose product is annotated as coiled-coil domain containing 142. Lineage: Eukaryota; Metazoa; Chordata; Mammalia; Eulipotyphla; Soricidae. The record is from RefSeq and is a predicted model, not a curated record. The transcript is spliced from 9 exons. The coding region runs from base 50 to 2020 and encodes 656 amino acids.